Messenger RNA from Triplophysa rosa, 2937 nucleotides. It is a transcript of the gene panx1a, whose product is annotated as pannexin 1a. The record is from RefSeq and is a predicted model, not a curated record. The transcript has 7 exons. Lineage: Eukaryota; Metazoa; Chordata; Actinopteri; Cypriniformes; Nemacheilidae. The coding region runs from base 112 to 1356 and encodes 414 amino acids. Gene Ontology annotation, molecular function: channel activity. Gene Ontology annotation, biological process: monoatomic cation transport; positive regulation of interleukin-1 production.
CAUCAAACAGGAAGGAGCGUGCGGCUACUCGCGCAAAUCACAAUGGGAUUGGGAGCAAAUGUUUAGCAAAAUCUUCCAAAAGAAUCGAAAGUUGGUUUGUGAUCAGUCAUCAUGGCUAUAGCGCACGCCGCCACUGAGUAUGUGUUCUCGGAUUUCGUGUUGAAGGAGCCUGCAACAGAUAACAGAUAUAAAGGCAUCAGGUUAGAUUUGGCUAUGGAUAAAAUGGUCACCUGUAUCGCGGUGGGUCUUCCUCUGCUGCUCAUCUCUCUGGCCUUUGCUCAGGAAGUGUCUGUCGGUACACAGAUUAGUUGUUUUUCUCCCACAAAGUUCUCCUGGCGUCAGGCUGCUUAUGUGGACUCGUAUUGUUGGGCAGCAGUUCAGACGCAGGACACCGGAGGCCUGCCAUUAUGGCUACAUAAGUUUUUUCCUUACAUCCUGUUGCUGGUGGCAGUGUCUGUGUACAUGCCAGCUUUGUUUUGGAGGUUCACGGGCGCCCCUGUCCUUUCCUCUGAUUUAACCUUUAUAAUGGAAGAACUGGACAGUUCUUAUAACCGAGCCAUCAAACUGGCCAAGAGUCUUCACACCUCCGGAGUACUGGACUCAGAGUCAGCUCGCGUAGACUCGCAAAGCUCUGUGCUGGACCUCACGGAGAGCUGCUUCAAAUAUCCUCUGGUGGAACAAUACUUGAAAACCAAGCGCUACUCCAUUGGUUUACUGGUCCGUUACAUCAUCUGCCGUGCCGUCACCUUCUUGGCCCUCCUGUUAGCCUGCAUCUACCUGUGCUAUUACAUUCGUCUCUCCGUUACAGACGAGUUUCAGUGUAAUAUCCGUUCGGGUGUGAUGGUCAAUGACUCCUCAGUACCUCCUCUCAUGCAGUGUAAACUGAUUGCUGUGGGCAUCUUCCAGCUCCUGAGCUACAUCAACCUGUGCAUGUAUUUGCUGCUGUUGCCAUUGUGUCUGUAUGCCGUGAUGGUUCCCUUCAGAAUGACGACGGGAUUUUUAAAGCCCUUCGAGAUGCUGCCUACAAUAGGAGUGAUGCACUUUGAAAGAAUGGCCUGGGAUGACCUGGCACUUUAUCUGCUGUUUCUGGAGGAGAACCUCAGUGAACUGAAGAGUUACAAGUGCUUGAAGGUUAUAGAGCUGUUAAAGGAGACUGGCGAUGAGUCGAUCGAUACCAUGCUGCUCUUACGGAAUCUUGCGCAGGUAAAAACAGACGCGGUGGAUGGCAGAUCACCCAAAGAUUUGAAAAACUCCAACAGCGCUGGCACUGAGAUGAAAGAGGUUUCUCCACUCCUGCAGGAUGACCGCUUCAAAAAGUGUGAAGAUGAUAAGGUUGUUCAUAAGAGGACCGUCUGAAUGGCUGUUUCUAUAGGGUACACACUGCCAGCAUCCUAUAGAGGCUUCCAACAUCCGUAAAAGCUGGAGACAUACACUUGGGAGGAAAAUGACAUUGGAUAGAAGUCUCUCUUGUGCUAUCCUUUUUUAAAAGCACGACUGCAUUACUCUGAACACAAUCCUCAUCUGGAACUAUUCACAUUUUCUGUGUUUGCUUGUGUGCGUGCGUGCGUGUAACCAAGCUGCCUGAACUGAACGUUUGCUUUAGCACAGUUAGAAAUAAUAUAAGAUGGUACAGUCAGAUUGUGUUCAGAUUGUGUUGAGUUAAAGGAUACUUCACCCAAAAAUGAAAAUUCUGUCAUCAUUUACUCACCUUCGAGUUGUUCCAAAUCUGUAUAAAUGUCUUUGUUCUGAUGAACACAGAGGAAGAUAUUUGGAAGAAUGCUUAUAACCAGACAGAUUUUGCCCCCCAUGGACUCCCAUUGUAGGGAAAAAAUACAAUGGUAGUCAAAAGUGCCCCAGAACUGUCCUACAUUCUUCAAAAUGUCUUCUUUUGUGUUCAACAGAACAAAACAAUGAUAAAGUAAUUUUUCCUACUAUGGGAGUCAAUGGGGGAAAUUAUCUGUCUUGUUAUUAGCAUUCUUCCAAAUAUCUUUCUCUGUGUUCAUCAGAACAAAGACAUUUAUACAGAGAGAUUUGGAACAACUCGAAGGUGAGUAAAUGAUGACAGAAUUUUCAUUUUUGGGUGAAGUAUCCCUUUAGUUUCGUUUUGUGUGUAUGUAUGUGGUGGAAGCUCCAAAUUGUGUUAUUUACUUUAAUUCUCCUACAGUGUGAUGCUCGAAACACAGAAAAUGAAUGAGAAACUAUGACUUGAACACUUUGUCGUUAUUACUGUAGUAAUAACAAUUUAGACCUGUUCUGGUACAAUUAAAAUGUUAGUAGCAUUGUUUGUCGGUUAUUGCAAUUCAGCAUAAAGAGUUAUAGCUGAUCUGUGCUGACAAAAUACUUUAAACCACUGCCAAGAAUGGACAUAAAUCACUAGUACAUAUAAAAGUUUUAUAUUUCAUAGGCAUCCAUUUUCGUCUGUUUUUUGAACCCUAUCCACAUUUCACAUUGCUUUUGGAGUUGUAAAAUAAUUAUUUAUAAUAUUUUUAUGAUGACCUACAGGAUAAGUUGUACGAAAUAAGUGUAGAAUUAGAAAUGUGAAAAAGCUUUAAGACUGCUGCCCCACUCCUAUUUAUAUAUUAACUGUGAUAAAAAGAGAAGUGAUACGACACGGUCAGUUGACUAAACCUUUUAUCUACUUUGAUCAAUGUGGGUAACUGCAAAAGGUUAAGCUCUUGCAACAAAAUCAAGCAGCAGAUAAUCACAUUGCAAGCAUCAUGGAAGAUCAAGUGACUUUAAAAGGAGUGGAUUUUUUAAAAGUGAUUUCAAUGGGGAAAUUAUGUGUGAAAUUACACGGGUGUUGUUACGUGGUGCAUGUUUAUUAUUUUUUGUGUAUAAGGAAAACGUGUGUGGGUUUUUUUGAGAUAUCAGAGGUAUGUUCUGCUUUGUAUUUGUAUGGUCUCUGUGCUGUAGCAUUAAAGUGGAUUGAUUUUUGUA